Molecule: messenger RNA, 2007 nt
Organism: Recurvomyces mirabilis
Lineage: Eukaryota; Fungi; Ascomycota; Dothideomycetes; Mycosphaerellales; Teratosphaeriaceae
Exons: 1
Coding region: 1-2007 (668 amino acids)
Molecular function (GO): protein binding
Source: RefSeq, a predicted model, not a curated record
AUGGGUCUCCUCAAACACUUCCGCAGUCGCUCCCACCUCAAAAGCAAUAAUGGUCCACAAGCAUUACCAUCACCACCACCACCACCACCACCACCAGCCUAUUCCUACACCAGCCCGCCCCGCGCAUACCAAGGCCGCGACCAAACACAACGAUUGCCCGAGACAGUACUGGCGACCAUCUUCUCCUACGUCUGUCCUCACUCCGAAGACCUCACCUACGAAGCCUCGGAAAGAUCCCAAAUAGGCGAUGGCUGCAUGCUCUGCGACCUCCGCGACCUGGCCAAGUGCGCACAGGUCAGUCGGAAAUGGUACGGCGUGGCGCAGAAAGCCCUCUACUCCAGCGUCCGCAUCGACGCGGUACAUUACUGCGCUUUAGAAGAAGAGCUGGCCGAGCGACGGCAAAAGGCGGGCAAGCAUUUCCGCAGCCGGAGUGCGGUGGUGGAGCCCGGUGAGGUGCCGAGUAUACGCCUCUCUCUGCUCUGUAGGACGGUGCGGGAGCAGGAGCACUUGGCACAGCAGGUUCUGGUGCUGAAGCUGCCGUAUAUGACGCGGGAGACUGCCAAGGGGGAGCUGGCGAGGUGUGUGAGUGCGUUGUCGAACUUGAGAUAUGUGGAUUUGCCUGAUGGCUUCUUUACUGGUGAUCCCGGGUGUUUGGCUUUGAGGCAGGAGUUGCAGGCGCGAUGUCCGGAUAUUCGGAAGAUGACGUAUCGGGGUGGGAGCGAGGAGGCGUUGGAGUUACUGGCGCAUCGACAUUGGCAGAGCAUUGAAAUCAUGGAGUUGAGCGGGCUGGCCAUUGAACCGGCGACACUGAGGAUCGUCUUGGCUAGCCUACCUACCCUUCACGACCUCACCCUCAGCCAUCUACCCUGGAUGGAUGACAGCGUCUUCCAGCUCUCCCCCGGCCAACUCCCGGACUUCCCACCUCUCCACCACCUCACCCUCUCCAGCACCCCCAACCUCACCUCCCAAGGUCUCUGCCAACACCUCACCGCCGCGCAGAACCGCGAAGUCCUCUCCUCCCUCACCCUCUCAAACACCGGCAUCACAAUCCAAACCCUCCACCACAUUCUCUGGACCGCCCCACAACUCCAUCACCUCUCCAUAACAGAAACAGUCUUCAAAUCCCUCUCCCUCACCACCGCCCAACUACCCCCCUUGACAUCCAUCAGCCUCCAAACCCUGCACUACGAAAUCACCAGCUCGGAAGAAGUCCACGGCCUGCAAAAACCGGCCGAAAGCUACUAUGCCUACCUCGCCUCCUCCCUCCACCAAAACGCCCUCCCAGCUCUAACAGUCCUCUACGUCCGCGACCCAACCUUCACCGACCUCCUCAUCCUCCCCCCGAUCCCGGCUCCCUUCGCCUCUGCAUCGUCGAGUCAUGGCUCGCAGAACGGUGGGAGUCUGAGGAGUAAACCUAGCAAUCUCUCCACCAGCACGAAUCCCUCCCUUUUAAACAUCAACGGCAUGGCAGGAAAUGGCAACGGUAACGCCUUCUCCGGCGCCGGCUUCAACCAAACCCUCGAGGUCUUCUCCAAGGGCAUCGAUGAACUGGAAUGGGUCUUCACUUCCAUCGCCCCGGGCCCGCAAACCCACGGUAGGGAUCGCGGAUCCUCAGCCUCUGCUUCUGGUGGUCGUCCAUUAAGCGCUUACUCCGCUUCCCGUGGUCUCGGCCCGCAAUGGGCUCAGGGAGGUUUUGGUGGGGAGGCAAGGAAGUCCGUGAUCGUGGGGAAUGGGUUUGGGGGGUUCUUGGCUGUGCCGCAGGAGGAGGUGCCGAGGCCAAUGACUAGUGGGGAUGGGGCUGGGGCUGGGGCUGGGUAUGAUGGGGUGGGGGGCACGAGGUGGGGGAGUUUUGGGAGUGCGGGGACGGGGGGGAGUGCGGGGACGGGAGGGAGUAGUAGGGGGAGUUUCUUGAAGCCGCCGCCUAGUAUUGGGAGUCUGGCUGGGAGUUCGGGGAGUGGUGGGGCGCAGCAUGAGAGGAGGGGCAGUCGGCAUGAUUUGUGGCGAUGA